This is a messenger RNA of Daphnia carinata, 4198 nucleotides long. It is a transcript of the gene clu, whose product is annotated as clustered mitochondria protein homolog. Gene Ontology annotation, molecular function: mRNA binding; protein binding. Lineage: Eukaryota; Metazoa; Arthropoda; Branchiopoda; Diplostraca; Daphniidae. Gene Ontology annotation, cellular component: cytoplasm. Bases 103 to 4158 code for a protein of 1351 amino acids. Gene Ontology annotation, biological process: intracellular distribution of mitochondria. The transcript has 17 exons. The record is from RefSeq and is a predicted model, not a curated record.
ACGUGUUCAUCUUUUUUCAUCUCUUCUGCAAGAAGAGUGCCGCAUUCAUUUUUACUCUUACCGUUUUCACGGAAAAUCGACCUUGCCUUGUGCUUCUCGAUUAUGGCCGUCGAGUCAAAGAAGAAUGAAACAAGCGCAGAAAAAACGGUGAAUUCAGAAGCUUCUAAAGGAGAGGAAUUCGUCAAAAUCAACGGCGAAGGUAAAAGUAAAGAGAUAUCGAAGCAACACAAAGAGGACCAGAAUGCAGGGAAGAAAGGGAGUAGCAUAAAUGGUGAAAAGAAUCUGAACUUGAACACAGAAUCUACUGAGGAUAAAGAAGAUGAAAAAAAAGAUGAACAAGAUGUUGUCUUUGUUCAAGAUGUUGGCUUUACCAUCAAAAUAAUGGCACCAGGAGUGGAGCCUUUUGAUAUCCAAGUUUCAAGCAUGGAAAUGGUCCAGGAAAUUCAUCAAUUGUUGAUGGAUCGUGAAGAUACUUGCCAUCGGACUUGCUUUUCUCUUCAACUGAAUGCAACAACACUGGAUAAUUUUGCAGAAUUGAAAAGCAUUGAAGGUCUUAAAGAGGGUUCUGUUAUCAAGGUUGUUGAAGAACCGUACACGAUGCGUGAGGCAAGGAUUCAUUUGCGCCACGUUAGAGACUUGCUGAAGUCUUUGGAUCCGUCAGACGCCUAUAAUGGACUUGACUGCAGUUCAUUAUCAUUUUUGAACGUUGUUACGCAGGGAGACAUACUAGAAAAGAAAAAAAGUCGUCCAGAAAGUGUAGACUGCACUCCGUCGGAUUCCAUCAUACCCGGUUCAUCCGAGAGACCCUUGCUCCCAUUGCAACCACAAAGUAAAGAGCAAAAAGGGCCCAGUUGCAUCAAAGUGCUCACUACUUCCGGUUGGAAUCCUCCCCCAGGUUACCGCAAGUUACAUGGCGACCUAAUUUACUUGUAUGCUGUUACUCUCGAAGAAAAGAGAUUGCAUAUUACUGCAUGCACCCGAGGUUUCUACAUAAACCAGUCGACCGAUGAAGAGUUCAACCCAAAACCAGCGAAUCCAAACCAUCUUUCGCAUUCAUUGAUCGAGCUACUUUCUCAAGUGUCACCAUCAUUCAAGCGAAAUUUUACUCAGUUGCAGCGAAAACGCACUCAGAGACACCCAUUCGAAAGGGUUGCGACUCCUUAUCAAGUUUACUCCUGGAUUGCACCAAUGGCUGAUCAUCCAAUCGAUGCUAUCAGAGCAGAAGAUGCUUUCUCUUCCAAAUUAGGCUAUGAAGAGCACAUCCCUGGCCAAACUCGUGACUGGAACGAAGAGUUGCAAACAACACGAGAGCUUCCCCGAAAAAAUUUACCUGAACGCCUUUUAAGAGAGAGAGCUAUAUUCAAGGUGCACUCAGAUUUCGUUGCUGCCGCUGCCCGUGGAGCUCAAGCUGUAAUUGACGGGAAUGUUAUGGCCAUUAAUCCUGGCGAAGAGUCCCGUAUGCAGAUGUUUAUUUGGAACAACAUUUUUUUUUCUCUUGGGUUCGAUGUCCGUGAUCACUACAAAGAAUUGGGUGGUGACGCUGCUGCAUAUGUAGCACCUAAAAAUGAUCUUCAGGGCGUAAAAGUUUACAAUAGUGUCGACCAAGAGGGGCUGUACACUCUGGGAACUGUGGUGAUUGACUAUCGAGGCUAUCGCGUCACAGCCCAGUCAAUUAUUCCUGGUAUUUUGGAAAGAGAACAAGAGCAGUCUGUUGUAUACGGGUCCAUAGAUUUUGGGAAAACAGUCGUCACCCAUCCCAAGUAUUUGGAGCUCUUGGGUAAAGCCGGACAACAACUAAAGGUCUUCCAGCACAGCGUUCUCAACGACAAAGAUGAAGAAGUAGAAUUAUGUUCGUCAGUCGAGUGCAAGGGUAUUAUUGGUAAUGAUGGACGGCAUUAUAUUCUCGACCUUUUGCGUACUUUCCCUCCCGAUGUUAACUUCUUAAAAAUCGAGGGAGAAGAACUAAGUAAAGAGGCCCGAGCCCUCGGCUUCCCUGUGGAGCACAAACACAAGCUUUGUUGCCUACGCCAAGAACUGGUUGACGCAUUUGUCGAGUCCCGUUACAUGCUGUUUAUUAAGUAUGCCGCGUUUCAUCUUCAACAAGUUGGCCUUAAAAAGCAAAAAGUGCCAUCGGAACGUGGCACUUCUAUUGAAAAAGAAGCAGCCAAGUCAGAAGAAACGGAAAUUGCUGGUGUUCAAGUCACGUGUGCAUCAGAAAAAGGAACAGAAGAACAGCAGCAACUGAAUUCUGACGAGGCUAAGAAAAUUGUGGAGAGUAUUACCGAUUCGAUCACACAUGGAGAAAAACCUGAUGUAGAAGAGAGCACAAAGGAAAUUGUCCGUAAAGCUGCAGCAGCCGUAGGUUCCUUGAAAGACACGGAAUUCGAUAUCCGUUUCAACCCGGAUGUACUGUCCCCGGGAGUUCGCCAUCCUGAUGGGCUUGUUGCUCUCGAGCGGCUAAAGAAAGAAAAGCAACUUAUCAAAGACGCGGCAGAUUUCCUCAUCACAAUUCAAAUCCCUACUUUUAUUCGUGACUGUUUGGAUCACUCGUCUGCUCCUUUGGAUGGCAGCACUUUAAUCGAAGCAGUUCAUAGUCGUGGAAUUAACGUUCGUUACUUGGGCAAAAUUGUAACCAUGCUAUCUAAAGUACCGCAAUUGGAAUACGUUUAUGUGAUUGGUGUUUCCGAGUUGAUUGUUCGAGCGGCUAAACAUCUUUUUACCAGCUAUAUGCAAGGUGUCGAAAUGAUGGGGCUAUCGGCGGCGAUCGCUCAUUUUCUUAAUUGCUUCCUUGGAUCAAAUCCAACUCCCGUGGCCACACUUGGAGCUGAUGAACUACAAACAAAGCCAUCCAAACGUCGCAAUAAACGCAGGGGAAAACAGAGUCCUCUAUCCAACAACGAAAGCACAGAUUGGAUUCAUAUGACCCCCAAAAGUUUGUGGUCCCUCCUUAAAGCUGAAUUGAGUUCAUACUGGGAUUGGGAAUUAGCUGCUGAUGGCAUUGACGCAGCGAUUGAAAAGUACAUGGGCCAAAAAGUAUCAUUACUUCGAGCUUUCUGCCAGCGCACUGGCAUUCAGAUUCUUAUGAGGGAAUAUGUUUACGAAGUCAAGAAUCGUAAUACUUUUUUCGAAGAAGAUAUCAUUAACGUCUUCCCCGUAGUCAAACACAUUAACCCUCGUGCUAGCGACGCUUUCCACUUCUACACAACUGGUCAGCAAAAGAUUCAGCAAGGCUUCUUAAAAGAAGGUUACGAGCUCAUCAGUGAAGCUCUUAACCUUCUAAACAACGUUUACGGAGCUAUGCAUCCAGAGAUUGCUCAGUGCCUCCGAAUGCUAGCGAGACUAAACUACAUCAUGGGUGAGCAUGUCGAAGCUCUUGGUUAUCAGCAAAAGGCCGUCUUUAUGUCGGAGCGAGUUAAUGGUAUUGACCAUCCGUACACAAUCACAGAAUACACUCACCUCGCUUUAUACUGCUUCGCCAACAAUCAGAUUUCGACUGCCCUGAAACUGUUGUAUCGAGCACGUUAUUUGACUUUAAUUGUCAUUGGAGAGAAUCACCCUGAAGUAGCCUUGCUCGACUCAAACAUCGGUCUCAUUUUACACGCCGUUGGAGAAUACGAUCUCUCUCUGCGUUUCCUUGAAAAAGCACUAGCUUUGAACAAAAAGUAUUAUGGAUCCCGUUCUUUGAAAGUUGCCGUCAGUUACCAUUUGGUUGCCAGAACUCAAAGCUGUAUGGGUGAUUUCCGCUCUGCCCUUCAGAAUGAAAAAGAAACUUACACCAUUUAUAAGCUUCAGUUGGGAGAGGAACAUGAAAAGACAAAGGAGUCGUCAGAAUGCCUUCGGCAUCUCACACAGCAGGCUGUUGUGCUACAGAAAAAGAUGAACGAACUUUACCAAGGGCGUUUGGGAGCCGGUGUUCCGACCACUGGUUUGCCCUUACCUCCUAUUCAAAUCCAACCGCCUUCCAUGGGAAGCGUCCUCGAUAUGCUCAAUGUUAUCAACGGCAUUCUUUUUGUUCAAAUUAGUCCGCAAGACAUAGAAGCGUUCCGUGAAGAGAUGGAACGUCGUCAGAUGACAGAAGGCAGUCCACCUAAAUUGCUUGAAAUGAAAGAUGAGGAGGUGGUGUCAACAGAUAGUAGUCAAGUCAAAUCUUGCAGUUAAUCAACACGCAUGGAAGCGCUUUUCCGCGCGGACGUCAGCA